This is a messenger RNA of Poecile atricapillus (Black-capped chickadee), 4767 nucleotides long. RefSeq names its product ankyrin repeat and SOCS box containing 7 (gene ASB7). The record is from RefSeq and is a predicted model, not a curated record. Lineage: Eukaryota; Metazoa; Chordata; Aves; Passeriformes; Paridae. Bases 336 to 1292 code for a protein of 318 amino acids. The transcript has 6 exons. Gene Ontology annotation, biological process: intracellular signal transduction. Gene Ontology annotation, molecular function: protein binding.
CCCGACCCCCCGCCCGCCGCCGCCGCCAGCGCGGGGGGCGGCCGCGCCCGGGGCCCCCGGCCCGCCCCGCUCCGGCACGCGGGUCACGCAGGUUUAAGCUGCCUUAAAGGAGAAUUAAAAAUAGUGACUCCAAAGAACAAAAUAACACAGAAGAGAGAAAGCAGCGCUCAAAAAACCCCCAGAAAGGGGUAGCAGGUUUUUUCACACACAUGGGCACAGAAGAUUAUGAACAGUGAAGACAAUGAAGAGUGGGACAUCCAUCAAAGAGUAACAACCUCUCAUAAGGUGACUCGUGUGAGCUCAUGAGGCUCCUGUAAAGGCCAGACUCAGCUAGGAUGUUACACCACCACUGCAGGAGGAACCCUGAGCUACAGGAAGAGUUGCAGAUCCAGGCUGCUGUGGCUGCCGGCGAUGUUCACACCGUGCGCAAGAUGCUGGAGCAGGGAUAUUCUCCAAACGGUCGGGAUGCCAAUGGCUGGACUUUGCUUCAUUUCUCUGCAGCAAGAGGCAAGGAGAGAUGUGUCCGUGUUUUUCUGGAGCAUGGAGCUGAUCCCACAGUUAAGGACUUAAUUGGAGGCUUCACCGCUCUGCAUUACGCAGCCAUGCAUGGCCGGGCGAGGAUUGCACGCCUGAUGCUGGAAUCUGACUACAGAAGUGACAUUAUUAACGCCAAGAGCAACGACGGCUGGACUCCCCUGCACGUCGCUGCUCACUACGGCAGAGACUCCUUUGUCAGGCUCCUCCUGGAGUUCAAGGCUGAGGUUGAUCCGCUCAGUGAUAAAGGUACUACACCACUCCAGCUGGCCAUUAUCCGGGAGAGGUCGAGCUGUGUGAAAAUCCUCCUGGACCACAAUGCCAACAUCGACAUUCAGAAUGGUUUCCUGUUACGAUACGCUGUGAUCAAAAGCAAUCACUCGUACUGCCGAAUGUUCCUCCAGAGAGGGGCCGAUACAAACUUGGGGCGCUUGGAAGAUGGACAGACACCCUUACACUUGUCUGCUCUUAGAGAUGAUGUGCUUUGUGCACAAAUGUUGUAUAAUUACGGAGCAGACACUAACACAAGGAACUAUGAAGGACAGACCCCACUGGCUGUUUCAAUAAGUAUUUCUGGAAGUAGCCGACCCUGUCUGGAUUUCUUACAAGAAGUGACAAGACAGCCCAGAAACUUGCAAGAUCUAUGCCGAAUUAAAAUCCGUCAGUGUAUAGGCCUUCAAAACCUCAAACUACUUGAUGAACUACCCAUUGCCAAGGUCAUGAAAGACUACUUAAAACACAAAUUUGAUGAUAUCUGAUAUCCAUGAAGAGAGGAACUCUGAGCAAGUUUAGUUCUAUUCCAGUUACUGAAGAGGCUUGUUGCCUUGCAUUAAGUAUAUCCUAUGCAAAUUCUGAUUUUUCUGUGAAGUCAGAAGGCAGGUAUACACUUCCUUGGGUUUUUUAUACCACACGCUAGAAGGUCUUAAUUUUUGGUUUCUUGGUCCAAGUUUACAAGGUCCAAGCUUUCUAUACAAUAUUGCAUUUUAAAAACUGCUGUUGGUUUUCUGUUUGUUUUCACAUUAUGUGUGCAGACUUGCCGUGGAGAUGGAAGGCAGCCCCUCGAGGGAAGUGGUUGGUUUGAGUUGGCAUGCUGAGCAAUGAUGCAAGAACAUAAAAGUUUGGAAAUCAAGGCACCAGUCCUGCAAAAGGAUACAGAUAUACCUCCAGAGCCCCGUUUGUUAGGACCCCUGUCUCUGCCAGGUGUUUGUUUUUGCAGGACAGAAGGAAGAGUGGAUAAUCGACCUGUCCUCGGGUACUGUAUGAAUUUGGAAAUUGAGGAAAAAAAUGCAGUUACCCUGUUCAAUUUGAGGGUCUAUACAUUGGCUUUUUUGUAUUUUCCUUUUCCUAAUUACUGUAGUUGGGAUGCCCAGAAAAUCCAGGCCCUCUUUCCCAACGUUCCCUGUUGAAUGGGCUGUUUGUAAGUCUGUUUUUACCAGUGACAGUACACUACAGAGAGGCGUAGCCUCUGUAUUUUUUACAUUAAGAGGAAACAAAUUUAGAUUUUUUGAAGCCAGUGUAUUCUGUUGCUCAUACAGUGCCUCCUGUGCAAUAAUCUCUCUGAUGUAUUUUCCCUUGAUGUGUGAUUCCCCCCACUGUUCCUCAUUUAGGCUCAGUGCAUUAUUUGUGAGAGCAGGAGCUGCUGCGUCACUGUAGUGUUGAUGUGAUAUUACAGAAAUGAUGCAGCAGUUGCUGUUCAUUAUUACUCCCUGAAUUUCAUGAAUGUAUAACCUGCUUUAUUUCACUUUCAGUUGGAUUUUAUCUACGGGUUCUCAGCCAAAUUGUGUCCACUUAAAAGAAAACAAAGUAAAUUGGCCAAACUCUUCUGUUUUAAAAGCAGUGCAGGGGUUGUUUUGAUUGCUCUGAAAUUACGUUUGUUUCAGGUUAGAGAGUGGGAAGUGCACAUAAGUUAUUAACUGAGAAGAAAAGCCCCACUGACAUUGAAAGUUCUAUUUUUACCAUUAAUCUGAAAGCAGAAACUGAGAGGAGUGCUGAAAUCUGGCUACUGAAUGUGUCUUUCAAACCAGGUAUUAAAAGAUCUGUUGCAGAGUUUUGCUUCUGAUCAUAGGAAAAAAUUAAUUUCUUGAUCAAAAGAUUGGGCCAAAAUGUGCAGUUGUUUCCCUCUCUUUAUUUUCAAGACAUUGCAGCCUCAGCAUAAGAUUCUUGCCAGUGUUCUCUACUUUUAUUUUGGCAUCUGCCUGGCUCCAAAAGAGCCCCUCUGAUAGUAGGAAUGCUUUUGUACCAAUUGCACCAACCGAAGUGGGAGAUGAAAGGAAUGAUGAUGGCUUUUAACUUUCACACUGUCACUUUCAAAACACUUAGUAUUAAAAAUAGGAAAAGCAAGGUAAGGCAGGUAAACUCAUAAUAUUUAACUCUGCUAGUUCCUUUUAAUAUUUGAUAAGCCUGGACUGCAGCUCCUUGAGAAUGAACUUUAUUGCUGCUAAUGGAUGCACCGGAACCAUGGCAGGCAAGGAGGAUUAUCUGUCCCUAUUGUGCCUGGCAUUGCAUCAGGUUUCCAAACAAUAAGGGAUUUUGGAGAUUCAUGGCUCAGAGGGUUGGGAAUGGGGUGUUGAACCUUUUUAUCUCCAGCUUGUACCGGUUCAAGUCCAGCUGCUGGAGCAGUGACCAAAAGUUCACAUCUCAGUAAUGUGAGCAAGUCCAGCCUAACACCCUGCACUGGGUUGUAGAGCUUGUAGUGCUUCCUCCUGGUUGUAUCUGUGGAGUAGGGACAAGCUGUGGGGUGUGAGCAGGAGCUCGAGUCUCUUGGCCCCUGUGGAGGGAAGAUCAGCCAUUCCAAUCUUUGAGCUCUCCAGUGUUGAGACAGGGCAGACUGGCAGGUUUUAACAUAAAUCUUCCGUUUUCUGACAUGAAAUCAGGAUCUCAAAACUGUUUUCUUUAUAAAAAAACAAAAGAGAAUUAGUAUUGUUCACUACACUUGUAAGUUGGUCUAAACCAAUGUCCUUCCCCACUGAAUUUUUACAGUAAUAUUUUCUAAGGUAAUCUAGAGUAUAUUUUAGUUGCAAUCUAUAUUAAGGCAAAUUAUUUGUUCUGUCUGUUGCUGUGACUGAAGAGAAUUAUGAAAGACUUUGUUGGUAACAAGAAUGCUAUUUAAUGAAGAAAUGUGUAAUUCCAUUAUUUAUUGUUUGAGGUUUGUUUUUUGGUUAUUUCUUUUAAGUAACUGACAUCUAAAAGGGAACACACAUAUGUUUCAGGCCAGUAAAAAGCCUUUCUUAAAUUAAUUUUCAUCCUUUCCUCUCCCCAGGGUGGAGGGAAGCCCUCACCCUUUUAUUGCAAUGCUAAGCCAUCUCUUGUAGCUGGUUUCUUACCUUAAUUCAAUUAAUAUCAAUUAUUCAUUGAUAAUCCUACCCAAAUUUCAGUAAGGGGGAAUUUGGCCUUUCUUUUAUUAUUUUCAAUAUUGUGCACAAAUACUUUGAAGAACAAACUGACCUUUGUUUUUCAUUUGGACUAGAAUGUGGAAGGAGAAGUGCAUAAUAGAGACUUGUGAUGUAGCCUCAUUUCGUUACCUUAAAAUUCACGGUUGAACACUUUUAAUAAACCUUAAAAAAUUGGCAAACACACCAAAGAAUCAAUAUGAGUAAAAGACUCUGAUCAUUAACAAACUGCAAACCUCAUCCUUUAAAACAAAGCAGAAAGUUUUUGUAAAUAUUUAUGUUUAUAAAUGUACAGCAGAGUAAGAGUGUUUUUUAGAUUAUUUAAUUACCAUAUUUCUAAACUAUUUACAUUAUAGACAAUACUUGUUAGUUUGAAAAGCUCAAGUGGGUUUUUUGUUUUGUUUUGGGUUUGUUUUCUUUUUUUUUUUUUUUUUUUUUUUUUUUUUAAAUUCACUAUCACUCAUGCUUGGAAUAACUCUGGCUUCCUUGGAAUAGCGUGGAAAAUUCGGUUUUCUGGCUGUGGUUGGCAAUCAUAGGAGAACACAUCUGGACAAACUCUUCAGAUAAAUAUCCAGAGGCAAAAGAAAAGAUGUGGCAUCUUUACCAGGAUGGGCUGGUUUGGAGGAAAAAACCUGCCCACAAGUGCAGCUUCCAUGCAAUGCUGUGGUACCAAUACCAUCAUGUAUUUUGUUCUUCCUUUGCAAUGUAAGUUUUUGCGUUGGGUCAAUUUGAAUUUAAAAAAAGAAAAAAAAAAAAAAAGUUAAACCUGGUUAAAACCUAUUUUUGGUUUAUGUUCUGUUUAUUUCUAAUGUAAUGUUUUAAUAACAUAAUACCACUUUACACA